GCCAGCCGCAGCGUCAGACUCCAGUGCGUCGCCCGCAGACAUGCCGCAGCCAGCGCAGACGUCGCAGCAGCAGAGGGUGGUGCUGCCAGCGCGGCCGGCGCCCCCGCGCCCCCAGCAGCAGCAGCCGCCGCCUCUGCUCCGGCUGCUCGCGCUGCUGCUGGCGCUCACCCUGCCGACGGCCUGUACCUCCGCCGCCGUCGUCAAAGAGACACCGGAGUACGUGCGGCCUUGCGCGCGGUCUGACCCUGAGCUGAGCGCGUGCAUCGGGCGCGCCAUCGACCACCUGCGACCCUUCAUCGUCAAGGGUAUCCCGGAGCUGGCGGUGCCCACGAUCGAGCCGCUGGUGAUCCCGCGGCUCUCCAUGGAGAACGGCAACGGGGCGGUGAGGGUGCGCGCCGCCUUCCACAACGUCACCAUCGUCGGCGCCAGCAACUACACCGUAUCCGCCGUCAAGGCCGACAUGACGACGUACCGCAUCGAUGUGGGCCUGCGGCUGCCCAGCAUAGAGACGACGGGCCGGUACGACGUGUCGGGCAACAUCCUGCUGUUCCCCGUGCGCAGCCGCGGCGAGUUCUGGGCCGGCUUCUACGACAUUGCAGCAGUUGUGAGGGUGUUUGGCAAAGAGGUUACCACCGACGGGGAGAAAUUCAUGCGCAUAGACAAGCUGCUCGUUGACUUCAACUUGUCAAAGAGUAGAUUUCGUGUCAAGGAUUUCCUCAACACUGGCAAUGUUCUCGGGGAGGCGAUGAACCAGUUCCUGAACCAGAAUGCCAAUGAGAUCAUCAAGGAAAUGAAGCCGGCGGCGGCGCAGAGCAUCAGCAGGCACUUCAAGGAGUACCUCAAUGUGGCGCUGCUGCGCGUGCCUAUCAGGGUAUGGCUACGCGACCAGUAGCCAACCAGUGCAGUGCAGGGGCCUUCGCUCGAUGACGUCAUUAGCACUUGGGGCGUUCGGCGAGGACCAAGCGUCCAAAGUGCUUCACUGCACGAACACUAUGUCAGAGACUGUUGCCGAGUGCGAAACUCAAGUGCUGCCAGGCUGUGACUUCCUAUACAGCGUCGUGGGCUCCAGGGAACGCCCUCAAAGCUGUCGGACGUUGCUGGUGGAGUGCUUAUGUGAUCUCGAUCAAAAGUUGGACAGUUCAACUUCGUUCACUACUGCAACAUCCUGCUUGGAAAAAUCCAAAUUACAAGAAUCUUCCUUUGUAUCUCCUAGUAAAAUGUGUCAACAUGGUAUAUCUCAUACACUCUUUAGACACUAAGAACAAUGUCGUCAGCUCGUAACUAUAGUUUCAAGGAAAGUGUUGUUAUCUAGUAGUACCACCUUACAAAGUUAAUGAUUAGCUAAUCUUGGAAGUACAUAUCAGAUUAAGCCUUAUUUUCUGUUUGUAACAAUUGGUAAAAUAUUUGUUCUCAACAAAAAGGGAAGUAAUGAAAAAAGCUACUACAUCGACAUUUGGACAGAAAUAUACAGAGUUUGUAAGUAAAUGCUAUUUGUGUAAUUAUUUUAAUAUCAAGAAAGCCGUUCGAGUUCGCAUUCAUAUGUAUAUAUUCAGGAUUUCUCAUUAUAAGUGCCUUACGACUCAGUACUAGGAUAAAUCAAGUUUGCUCCAUUACUUGCAAGCGAUCUGUUACUCGUUUUAUAUUUCACUUGCAGACCAAAUCGUAAUGUCUAACUUUCAAUACAAAUUAUUUUUUGUAAAUGUCUGAGAAAGCUCAUAUAGCUGCCAGGAUUGUUGCCUGCAGUGAAAGAAAUUUUGUUAAUGAAAUACGUACAAAGUACAAUAAAGAUAUUAUCGUAUCUUCU
Messenger RNA from Schistocerca nitens (vagrant locust), 1804 nucleotides. RefSeq names its product circadian clock-controlled protein daywake-like. The transcript is spliced from 6 exons. Bases 41 to 892 code for a protein of 283 amino acids. NCBI's taxonomy places the organism in Eukaryota, Metazoa, Arthropoda, Insecta, Orthoptera, Acrididae. The record is from RefSeq and is a predicted model, not a curated record.